Molecule: messenger RNA, 744 nt
Organism: Saccostrea cuccullata (small rock oyster)
Lineage: Eukaryota; Metazoa; Mollusca; Bivalvia; Ostreida; Ostreidae
Exons: 3
Coding region: 1-744 (247 amino acids)
Source: RefSeq, a predicted model, not a curated record
AUGUCUGACAUAAAGAAGGAAAUUCAUUCAGUGGAAACUGCAAUAGGCACAAAUGACUUGUCAAAACUAUUUAGUGUCACGUCCAAUGUACAUACAUACAGAAAUCUUCCACACAAAAUUAUGCCAUCUUUACCCAAAUUCAUUCCAGGAAAAACCCCAGGAGAUCUAGAAGAAUUACGUAAAGUAUUCGGAACUUUAUCAUCAAGUUCUAUAUCAUCAUAUGAACAUGGCUAUAUCAUGAAGACAACACAAAAUUCACUAGAAGCUGGAUCCUCUCCUCCAGUCAAACAGCUGCUUCAUGAACCAGAGACUGUCACCACCAUAUACACUGGGUAUAGAAUUAACCUUGACAAUGUGGCCUGUCUGAGUGAUGAAGAAAUCUGGACAAGUGGAUGCGAUGGCACCAUGAAACUCUUCAGUAUCAGUCAGGGAUCAUUACUCAAGUCAAUCAAAACCAAGUCAGGGAACGUGCCAUCUGACAUAUCAGUGACAAAAAGAAGAGAUCUAAUUUAUACUGAUACUGAGAACAGAACUGUGAACAUUAUAAAGAAUGAGAAGAUAAAGAAGGUGAUCAGACUACAGAAUUGGAAACCUCGCUGUGUCUGUAGUACCUCCUCUGGUGACCUCCUGGUUAUCAUGGAUAGUAAUGACCAGGAUGGACAGUUCCUCUGUUACAUAGACUCUGGACUGAAUGAACCCUGGGGACUGAGUAUAGAUACAAAUGACAAUCUGCUACAAUGUUAA